Molecule: messenger RNA, 1382 nt
Organism: Dendrobium catenatum
Lineage: Eukaryota; Viridiplantae; Streptophyta; Magnoliopsida; Asparagales; Orchidaceae
Product: 2-oxoglutarate-Fe(II) type oxidoreductase hxnY-like
Exons: 12
Coding region: 114-1148 (344 amino acids)
Source: RefSeq, a predicted model, not a curated record
GAGAAUUUUGUUGAAAGAAAAAGUAGAGAGAAAAAGAGUGGCGAAGAGAGAUUUGAAUUCUCGUCCAAGAGAAGAGAAGAGAAGAGAAGAGAAGAGGAGAGAGAGAGAGAGAGAUGGCAGGGCCGGUCAAAGAGGUAGCUGCGCCCACCGCGGUGAAGACGACGGCCCUGAACUGUAUCAGUCUAUCGGAUCCUGAUAUCAACAAAUCCGUUUCCCUCCUCAAACAGGCUUGCUUAGAUUCUGGAUUCUUCUAUGUGGUUGAUCAUGGAAUUAGCCAGGAAUUUAUGGAUGAAGUUUUCUUUCAGAGUAAGAAAUUUUUUGAUCUGCCUUUACCUGAGAAAAUGAAGCUGCUUCGGAAUGAAAAACAUCGGGGUUAUACUCCUCCUCUAGAUGAGCUUUUGGAUCCUGAAAACCAAGUUCAUGGUGAUUACAAAGAAGGAUAUUACAUUGGUGUUGAAGUACCCGAAGAUGAUCCUCAAGCAGAAAAACCCUUUUUUGGUCCAAAUCAGUGGCCUUCAAAACAUAUUUUACCUGGAUGGAGGCGGGUUAUGGAGCAAUACCACCAAGAGGCCUUGAGGGUAUCCCGGUCAAUUGCUAAGAUCAUAGCUCUUGCACUUGAUCUAGAUGCUGAUUUCUUUGAUAAACCAGAAAUGCUUGGUGAUCCCAUUGCAACAUUAAGGCUUCUUCACUAUGAACGUGAUAAAGCUUCUAAUCCCGUCAAGGGGAUUUAUGGAUGUGGAGCACAUUCUGAUUAUGGUUUAAUUACUCUCUUGGCCACGGAUGAUGUAGUUGGCCUUCAGAUAUGCAAGGAUAAGGAUGCCCGACCUCAGAUAUGGGAAUAUGUUGCUCCUUUGAAAGGAGGCUUCAUUGUCAAUCUUGGUGACAUGCUUGAGCGGUGGAGUAAUGGUGUUUUCAGGUCUACACUGCACCGUGUCAUUGUUGAUGGACAAGAACGUUAUUCUAUGGCAUAUUUUGUGGAGCCAAGCCAUGAGUGUCUUGUGAAGUGUUUGCCAUCUUGCACUUCUGAGACUAACCCGCCCAAGUACCCCCCUGUAACCUGUGCUGCAUAUUUGAGGCAGAGAUACAAAGAUACACAUCUUGAUCUAACCUCAUAUCAUGAAAAUCAAACAAGAGAAGAAAAGACAUAAUUAAGUUUUUAGGAAGGAAGUCAAAGCACUUCAAAGUAUUGAUGAAGGGUGGCAAAAGGAACAGUUCUUCUAGAAUUACCUGCACCUGAUAACAUAUGAAGCAAAUUCAGAUUUGCAGACUCACAGUGAAAUGAAAUAUUUCAAACUUCAGUAUUUUGGAAAUGUCAAUUUUCAUUAUUGUAUACUGUUUGUAAACAAAAUUUUUUUUAAUUAAAUAUGUCACUGUAUUUCACU